AGUCCGAAAAAUGACAUUCAACUUUAAAAAUAUGCAUGUAUGAUUUGAAACUUAUUUCUUUUAUACUCAAGUCAUAAUCUAUGGCAGGCUAGAUAAUCACACAUUUGAUUUUUUACAAAUCAACUACGAGUAUAAUAAUCUUAUUGUUGAAUUUAUGCAUGUUAUUAUAAUCUUUAAACUAUGCCAAUGAAUACCCUCUACUACUAUAUAUACACACACAUUACGCAUAACAAAUCAAAUCAACCAUCAUUCUAAUAACACUUUUUUUUUUCUCUAGCUAGACGUACAGUACAUAUUAACGUUUGAGGCAUAUGGCCUAUUUUACAACCCGAAAUUGCUACCUUACUAUUCUUUCUCUACUAAUAAUCUCCUUACAGUUGACAACUUCUAAAGCUGGAGUUAACAAUCAUACAACUAAUGUAGCUCGUCAUCCAAUGGACCCAUUAACGGUCCAAGAGAUAAACCAGGUACGAGUUAUACUCUCCUCCUAUGCGACUAAUAAGUCCUUUUCUCUUCACUCUGUGGUUCUAGAGGAGCCCCUUAAGUCAUACGUACUUAAUUGGAGGCAAGGUGAUCCUUUGUCCCCUAGAAAGGCCUCUGUUGUUGCACGAUUUGAUGAUGGGCCAUUCCUCAUGCUCGUCGUGGACCUAAAGUUGGGUCGGGUUGAUCAGGUUAAGACUAACCCAUUGUCAGGGUAUCCUAUUCCAACAUUAGAGGAGAUGCUAGCUGCCUUGACCGCACCAUUUUCUAGUGCUCAGUUUAACAAGAGCAUCAGUGACCGUGGGGUUGACUUUAAGGACUUGGUUUGUGCACCUUUGUCUCCAGGGUGGUACGGAAAAAAAGAGGAGAAUAAGAGGAUAAUAAAGAUACAAUGCUUCUCUGCGGAAAACACGGUUAAUUUCUACAUGAGGCCAAUUGAAGGAUUAACUGCAGUUGUUAAUUUGGACACUAAUCAAGUGAUUGAGAUUUUGGACCAUGGAAAACACAUUCCAAUUCCUAAGGGAAUUAACUCAGAUUAUCGUUUUUUGGCCCAAAAUAACUCAAAUAAAAUCAAUAAGCCCAUUAACCCAAUAUCCAUUGAGCAGCCCACAGGCCCAAGCUUCAAGGUUAAAAAUGACCAUUUGAUCAAAUGGGCAAAUUGGGAAUUUCACCUCAAACCCGACCCAAGAGCCGGGUUGGUCAUUUCCCAAGCCAAGUUUCAAGACCCGGAUAGUGGUGAGCUAAGAAGUGUGUUAUAUAAAGGAAUGGUCUCGGAGUUAUUUGUUCCGUAUAUGGAUCCAACCGAGUCAUGGUAUUUUAAGACGUAUUUGGAUGCAGGCGAAUACGGGCUAGGUUUGACAGCGGUAUCACUUGACCCGUAUAAUGAUUGCCCUAAAAAUGCACAUUUUAUGGAUGGAGUGUUUGUUGCUGAUGGGAAACCAUACAUCCAAUCGAACAUAAUUUGUGUUUUUGAGAGUUAUGGUGGUGAUGUUGCAUGGCGUCACACCGAGGGUAAUUUUGCCGAAAAUAAGGUACGUGAGGUGAGACCGAAAGUGAAGUUGGUGGCUAGAAUGGUAUCAACAAUUGGUAAUUACGAUUACAUCAUCGAUUGGAUUUUCCAAUCUGAUGGGCUCAUUAGGACUGAGGUUGGAUUGAGUGGUAUUGCAAUUGUGAAAGGAACAAAAUACAAGAACAUGAAGGAGGUGCCUAAAGAAGAAGACCUUUAUGGCACAUUAGUCACUGAAAAUGCAAUUGGAGUCAUACAUGAUCACUACGUUGCAUUUUAUCUUGACUUGGACGUGGAUGGUUCGAAUAACUCAUUUGUUAAGGUAGAUCUCCGAAGACAAGAAACUUCUCCUGAAAAAUCACCUAGAAAAAGUUACUUAAAAGUUACAAAAAAUGUUGUUAAAACUGAGAAAGAUGCACAAACCAAACUUAGUUUAUAUGAGCCAUCAGAGUUUCAUUUUGUCAACCCGAAUAAGAAGACACAAGUCGGAAACCCGGUUGGGUAUAAACUGGUUCCGGGUGCUAAUGCAGCGAGCUUGCUUGAUUUGGAGGAUCCGCCUCAAAAGAGGGCAGCAUUCACCAAUAACCAAAUAUGGGUCACCCCAUAUAACCAAAGCGAGUUGUGGGCUGGUGGGUUGUUUGUUUGGCAAAGCCAUGGCGAUGACACUCUUGCAACAUGGUCUAAUAGGGACAGACCUAUAGAGAACAAGGAUAUUGUACUUUGGUACAUCUUAGGCUUCCAUCACAUACCAUGUCAAGAGGAUUUUCCUGUCAUGCCAACAGUGACUUCGGGUUUUGAUUUAAAACCUGUUAACUUUUUCAGCAAAAACCCAAUACUUGCAGCUCCACCAAAUUUCGAGAAUGAUCUAAUUGUGUGCCCAUCUACUUAACUACUGUGCCUUCUUGAAAAACAUAUCAAGCUUAAUAAAGAAAGAUCAUUAAUGUAUUA
Molecule: messenger RNA, 2434 nt
Organism: Chenopodium quinoa (quinoa)
Lineage: Eukaryota; Viridiplantae; Streptophyta; Magnoliopsida; Caryophyllales; Amaranthaceae
Product: primary amine oxidase-like
Exons: 5
Coding region: 312-2375 (687 amino acids)
Biological process (GO): amine metabolic process
Molecular function (GO): quinone binding; copper ion binding; primary methylamine oxidase activity
Source: RefSeq, a predicted model, not a curated record